Messenger RNA from Arvicola amphibius (Eurasian water vole), 1010 nucleotides. RefSeq lists its product as uncharacterized. The transcript has 5 exons. The coding region runs from base 1 to 981 and encodes 326 amino acids. NCBI's taxonomy places the organism in Eukaryota, Metazoa, Chordata, Mammalia, Rodentia, Cricetidae. The record is from RefSeq and is a predicted model, not a curated record.
AUGUCCCAGUCAAUAAACGUCUUAAACAAGAAUCACAGGAGAGCGGACCUGCCUGAUGGGAACACAGCUUUCUCUCUGGGUCAGUCCCAUGGCAUUGCGAAUCCCCACAUCUGUUGCUCAAUUUGUCAGCUGCAGACACUGAGCAGAGAGGGUAAGCUGGCACUGAGCCAGCUGCAGCAGUCAGGGCCAGCUGCUCCAUUCUGUCUGGAACUUCCUCUCUCUGCUGUCACCAGCACAAGUGACAAGUCUUCAGAUCUGAGCUCUGUUGAAUAUACUGAAUUUAGAUCCUGGCAAAAACAAAAAACAAAAACAUCCACCUCCCCCAAAAAAGCCCACCUUGAGAGUGAGAGGCCCGGCCAUGAGCCAACAGCUCAGACACCACUGGAGGAAACUUUGAGGCUGCUUGAAGCUGUGACUACAACCCCACCAGCUGUUGGGUUGAAAACUGUCAGCAACAAGGUUUCCAGUUGUGAGCAGCUGUUUCUGUGCACUAGCCCAUGUGUUGAGAGAAGAUGGGAAGAAAAGAAGCAACAUAUGUCUAAGAGCCAGGAGAAAGAGCAGAAGCAUGAAGUGCUGCUCCUUCAGAGCAGAGAGCAGUCUGCAGGAAUAGGAAUGACCCACAAUGGUUAUGGGACGAGAUUCAAAAUGAGGGUGUCUGACCCCCAAAUCCAGUCUCCAUCACAGCACUGCACCCCACUCUUUAAGGGGUUGUCUGACUCUGAAAUUCAGUCUCUAUCAUGGUCUCCACCCUACUCUAUGGUUAUCAGCCAUCAGGAGACCGAUGAGAAGGGAGAGAGAACAAAACUGUCCAGAAAACAUGUGGUGCCUGCACAUAAGACCUGCACUGGGGGUGUCAGGCAGAAGAAUGUGUUCAAGGCCAUAGGGAGACUCAGAUUCAGUCUCAAGGAAAUGAUUGAAGACAGCAAAGAGAGCAGAAUUCAGUCCUUCGGGCCUCACUCCAAACGGACCAGAGAGCCCUGACCAGGGAUAAUAAAAUAAAGUUGCUGUUA